Messenger RNA from Actinia tenebrosa (Australian red waratah sea anemone), 981 nucleotides. RefSeq names its product protein arginine N-methyltransferase 1. Gene Ontology annotation, molecular function: histone methyltransferase activity; protein-arginine omega-N asymmetric methyltransferase activity; protein-arginine omega-N monomethyltransferase activity. Lineage: Eukaryota; Metazoa; Cnidaria; Anthozoa; Actiniaria; Actiniidae. Gene Ontology annotation, biological process: chromatin remodeling; peptidyl-arginine methylation, to asymmetrical-dimethyl arginine. Gene Ontology annotation, cellular component: nucleus. The record is from RefSeq and is a predicted model, not a curated record.
GAUUCGUUGAGUGUCAUCUGUCGUUGCACGUGGAAGAAAUGGAACGCAAACCCAAAGUUGCUAAAGUACAGCCUACGCCAUCAGACAUGGAAAUUGAGGCCGCAAAGGCCGUGGUUGCGGAUGAAACGUUGGUUGCUGGUGGUUCGACAACUCUAAACGGCCAUCAUGAAGAAAAGGAAAAGGACCAAAAGACUCCUUUGGCAGCUGAAAUGACCAGCGCUGAUUACUAUUUCGAUUCUUAUGCACAUUUUGGCAUACACGAGGAAAUGCUUAAAGAUGAAGUUCGUACAUUGACUUAUCGAAACUCAAUGUACCACAAUAAGCAUUUAUUCCGUGAUAAAGUAGUGUUGGAUGUGGGCUGUGGGACUGGAAUACUAUCAAUGUUUGCAGCUAGAGCAGGAGCCAAGCAUGUUUAUGCGAUUGAAAUGUCUUCUAUUGUUGAUCAUACGAAAACUAUUGUGAAAGAUAACAACUUGGAUUCAGUCAUAACACUCAUCAAAGGUAAAGUUGAAGACAUCCAGCUUCCUGUGGACAAAGUUGAUAUCAUCAUCAGUGAAUGGAUGGGAUACUGUCUAUUCUAUGAAUCCAUGCUGGACACAGUGUUGUUUGCUAGAGACAAGUGGCUGGCACCUGGUGGAUUAUUGUUUCCAGACAAGGCAUCUUUAUAUAUUUGUGCUAUUGAAGACAGACAGUACAAAGAAGAGAAAAUAUUCUGGUGGGACCGUGUAUAUGGCUUCGACAUGAGUUCAGUUAGAAAAGUUGCAAUACAAGAGCCACUAGUUGAUGUUGUUGAACCAAAGCAAGUUGUAACAAACUCCUGCCUUUUGAAAGAAGUGGAUUUGCAUACAGUCAAGAAAGAAGAUUUAGACUUUAUAGCACCAUUUCGCAUCUACAGCCAAAGAAAUGAUUAUAUACAUGCCCUGGUAACAUUCUUUACAAUAGAAUUUACACACUGCCACAAAAGAACUGGAUUCUCCACAG